Messenger RNA from Sus scrofa (pig), 1682 nucleotides. RefSeq names its product solute carrier family 35 member B1 (gene SLC35B1). Gene Ontology annotation, cellular component: Golgi membrane; endoplasmic reticulum membrane. The record is from RefSeq and is a predicted model, not a curated record. NCBI's taxonomy places the organism in Eukaryota, Metazoa, Chordata, Mammalia, Artiodactyla, Suidae. Gene Ontology annotation, molecular function: UDP-glucose transmembrane transporter activity; UDP-galactose transmembrane transporter activity. Gene Ontology annotation, biological process: UDP-galactose transmembrane transport.
GAGGGCCCUGUCGCCGGUCGGCGAUGUCCGGCUGGACCUGUCGCCGCCGCCGCCGCUGCCGGCUGUGAGCGGGUCUCCGGUCGGGUCGUCCGGGCGUCUCAUGGCCGCUAGCAGCUCCCUGGUGCCCGACCGGCUGCGCCUGCCGCUGUGUUUCCUCGGCGUCUUUGUCUGCUAUUUCUACUAUGGGAUACUGCAGGAAAAGAUGAGCUGGGUUUUACAGGCUUAGGUUUCCACGACCUGUGCCGGCCCCUCUUUGGAACUCCCAGAUGCUUGCAGAGAGCUGAUUCCUUUGCCCUCGGCCUUGCUGCUGUAGCUCAUCCCUUUUUCUGUUGCCUGGGGUACUUCCUUUCACCAACUAGUUGUUCGUGUUUUCCUUUAGCUCUGUCCUUUACGGAUAUUUUUCUUGUAGACCUUGGGAUUCGCAGCCUGAAAUGUCAUUUCUAGAUCCAAUAAAAUCAGUUCUUACUGUAAAUGAGCCUGGCAAUCCAUACCAAACUCUCUCUACAUCUGGCAGGAUAGUUUCAAGAGUUCAGAGGCUCUGGAUUAGUAGAUGACACUGAGAGAAGUGUACUAAUUCCUCCCCUCUUUCUCAUGCAUUUCAUUCUUAGAACAAGAGGAAAGUAUGGGGAGGGAGCCAAGCAGGAGACGUUCACUUUUGCCUUAACUUUGGUCUUCAUCCAGUGUGUGAUCAAUGCUGUGUUUGCCAAGAUCUUGAUCCAGUUUUUUGACACUGCCAGGGUGGAUCGGACUCGGAGCUGGCUCUAUGCUGCUUGUUCUGUCUCCUAUCUGGGCGCCAUGGUCUCCAGCAACUCAGCACUACAGUUUGUCAACUACCCAACUCAGGUCCUUGGUAAAUCCUGCAAGCCAAUCCCAGUCAUGCUCCUUGGAGUGACCCUUUUGAGGAAGAAAUAUCCGAUGGCCAAGUACCUGUGCGUGUUGCUAAUUGUGGCUGGGGUGGCCCUUUUCAUGUACAAACCCAAGAAAGUAGUCGGGAUAGAAGAACACACAGUGGGCUAUGGAGAGCUGCUCCUGCUCUUGUCCCUCACCCUGGAUGGCCUGACCGGCGUUUCCCAGGACCACAUGCGGGCUCACUACCAAACGGGCUCCAACCACAUGAUGCUGAACAUCAACCUCUGGUCAACGUUGCUGCUAGGAGCCGGAAUCCUGUUCACUGGGGAGCUCUGGGAGUUCCUGAGCUUUGCCGAAAGGUACCCCACCAUCGUCUAUAACAUCUUGCUCUUUGGCCUGACCAGUGCCCUGGGUCAGAGCUUCAUCUUCAUGACAGUCGUGUAUUUUGGUCCCCUGACCUGCUCCAUCAUCACCACAACUCGAAAGUUCUUCACCAUUUUGGCCUCUGUGAUCCUCUUCGCCAACCCCAUCAGCCCCAUGCAGUGGGUGGGCACUGUAUUGGUAUUCUUGGGUCUCGGUCUUGAUGCCAAGUUUGGGAAAGGAACCAAGAAGACAUCCCACUAGGAAGAGAGAGACUACCUCCACUCCAAGAAUAUUUAAGUUAUUAUCUCAAACAGUGACAUCUCUUGGAAAAACGGACACAAUAGAGAUAAAGGACUAGGUUUCCGUCUGGGUUUUGGGGGUUUUUUUGUUUGUUUGUUUGUUAUGUUUUGUUUCGUUUUAAAGGAAGCAAAAUCACAUAUUCUAAAAAAAGCAUUUGGAUUUUAACCAGA